AGAUGGCGCUACACUCCUCAUCCUGUCGUGCCGCGGUGCACUCUGGGAUACAACAUGUCUGUCGCCGCUGUUGUGAAGUUGUGAGCUCAGCGCGUCUGUCUCUGCACACCUCUCAUCUGUCCUGUCCCCGCGCAGGUCCCGCGCGGGUUCCACACCAGUGUCCCUGUGCCGUGUCCCGGGGCCUGUGCCGUGUCCCGGGACCUGUGUCGCUGUGGGGAUGUCGUCUUCUGAGAGGAGAGUGUCCAGCUCCAGCUCCAGGACAGAGGACAGCCGCACAUCCAGAAACAGGAAUGGGGAGAAGAGGAAGCGCAGACGCAGUCGGAGCCGGUCCUCCUCUUCCUCGUGUAGCUCCUCCUCCUCUUCCUCCUCUUCUUCGUCACACUCCUCUCACUCCUCCUCCUCUGCGCAUUCAUCCAGCCGCAGCAGCUCCAGCAGUCCUGACUCACGGAGCCAGUCCAGAAAAGAGGUGAAGAAGCGAAAGAAGGAGAAGCAGCAUAAAAAGAAAAAUAAAAAAGACAAGAAGCACAAACGCAAAAAGGAGAAGAAAUCUAAAGGAGAUGAGGGCGGGCCUGUACAGAUCUCAAAGUAUCUGAAAGACCGAACAAAAGGCAGCAAGUACAGCAUGAUCUCAGGGAAGAAGAUCAAGAUGAAGGUGAAAAAGUCCAAGAAGGACAAGCAGAGGGACAAGAACCGUGCAGAGCUCCUGGAGUUUUUGAACUCUACCCUGUGACCCCUCUAUGACCCCUCUAUGACCUCUGAGAGACCUCUGACAGCAGAACCACCAGCAGCACUGCACAUGGAGGCUUUCCCUAUGUCACUGUGUUUAGAGAGAGUCUUUUUAGAGUAAUGGAUUCAGAGGAACAUCCCUGAGGAGCCUCCAGACUGUCAAACUGCUGUGCCACUGCGACAGAAGACAUGACGCUCUGUCACAAUGUUCAUCCAAAACUCUUUUCUUUUAUUUAGAAAUGUUUUUGACAGACUCUUUGAUAAUCACAGUUGUUUGUUGUCCUUUAGUUUGAUUUAUUUCAGUGGCUCUCAAGCUUUUCACACCCAGUACCACUUAAUUUGCUUAAUAAGCAGUGGUUUAGUUAAAAGUUAAAAGAAAAAAAAAUUAAACUGGGCCAGUCAACCUUAUAAAUGUGUGGAGGACUAUUUGUUGCCUAGUAUAAUUAAUCUAAUGAUACUUAAAUGUCCUGUAUUACAUUAAACUGACUCUUGUGAGCAUUUAGCCAUGUUCUAAAGCUGUUACCUCCUCAAACACAUACCUGGAGUUUUUUUUUUUUUUUCACAUUAUUACUAUAAUCCUGAAUUAUUCAAAUUUUAUUCAGAAUGCUACAUUUCACCUUGUGAUGUCAUUCAGUGGUAGUUUUAAAGUUAACAGCUGAUUUUUAACUUCCGUCAAACUGCUGUACUUUUCAGUACUCUAGAAUAACCUUAAGUUAUUGCUUUCAUUUUUGAAAAUAUUUGUGUUACCUUUGGCGCAGUUGAGAUUGUCAAUGGAAAGCAGUUUUAAUGAGGCUAGAACAAUAGCUGUGGCUUCAAAGUUUUCUGUUUGAGAAAAAACUCUAAAUAUGCAGGUUUGUGUGUUAAACAUGUGUGAAUGAAACAAAACACAACUCCAGGUCUGUUUGUGAUGAGGAAAACGAACAGAUCAGAACAUUUAGUGUCGCAGAGCCACUGGCUUUAAGGGUCUCUUCUACAGGGGUUUCCAGAUAAUUCACUUUGAAGUUUGAAUUGGGAAACUUUGUUACCACUGUAACACAACAGCAGAGAGGUUUUGCACUUCUGAGUACUCCAAAUGGUGUGGGAAAAGUUUCAUCGUUUAGUUUUUGUUUUGAAGUUAUUGGAUGGUAUCUUUUAAAGGUACACUGUGUAACUUUUCUGAUGGAGGGUCUGUCACUUGCUUGUCUCCAGAGAGCUGUUAUCGUCUCUGACGUGGAAUGUUUUAGGUAUUUUCUAUGUGGCAUUUCCCCUCUUUCAGACUAAAAAAAAUGUUGAAAAAUGUGCAUUCUUACUGUGACUGGGGCUGCCUCUGCACAGUUCUGACCUGGCCAUGUGGCCUGCAUGACUUUCAUUCAAAAUCUUUCUGCUUGGAAUGAACAGAGCAAUUUGGAGAUGUAAACACAACCAGUCCUCAUCUCAUUCAAUGUUUUGUCUUUUAUUUUUUACUACUUUUUACAUUUUAAAUACACAGAAGACAUCAAAUAUAUGAAGGACGAUGUAUGGAAUCAUGUAGCACAGAAAAAAAGUAGUUUUGUUUUUUUCCUUUUCAUAGUCUAUAUUCAAAACCUCAAAGUAGCAACCCUUUGCUUUGUUGAAAUAUAUUUAGUUAUAUUUAGUAUAUUUUUCUUUACUACAUAAUUCUAUUCCUUUCUACAUUUUACAUACAAAUAUAUAAAGUAAGAUAUGGAAUUAUGUAAUAAAGUCUACAAAAUAUUUUUCAACAAAGAAAAGUACUACUUUGGGGUUUUUAAUAUAAAAUGUAUAUGAAAAAUAGUUUUUCUUUGCAGCAUAGUUCCAUAUAUCUUGCUUCAUAUAUUUGUGGUGUUCUGUUUGUAUCUAAAAUGUAGAAAGUGGUAAAGAUAAAGAAUAGAAAGACGUUGAAUGAGAGGGUGUGCCCAAACUGGUAGUGUAAGUUUUAACGGCAUCCAUUGAGAGAAGCAGGUGGCAGACCCUCCACCACAAAGUUCCAUAAUCCAGCUUUAAGCUUCAUAUGUUAAAAGUAAAACUGCCGUACACAUGCAAGAGGACAGUACUCGGCUGAAUCCUUCAUAUUAUUUGUACCUUUUAGUUUUGGAAGCUGAACCUUUGUAAAUUUGUCUAGUUAACUGUAAAUAUGAUGUAAAAUGUAAAGACAUGACAGGUUUAAUUAAAGCCCACACAGAAA
Messenger RNA from Periophthalmus magnuspinnatus, 2887 nucleotides. RefSeq lists its product as uncharacterized. The transcript has 7 exons. Bases 218 to 730 code for a protein of 170 amino acids. The record is from RefSeq and is a predicted model, not a curated record. Lineage: Eukaryota; Metazoa; Chordata; Actinopteri; Gobiiformes; Gobiidae.